Magnolia sinica is the source of this 875-nucleotide messenger RNA. RefSeq lists its product as uncharacterized. Gene Ontology annotation, biological process: negative regulation of ceramide biosynthetic process; intracellular sphingolipid homeostasis; ceramide metabolic process. The coding region runs from base 152 to 625 and encodes 157 amino acids. The record is from RefSeq and is a predicted model, not a curated record. NCBI's taxonomy places the organism in Eukaryota, Viridiplantae, Streptophyta, Magnoliopsida, Magnoliales, Magnoliaceae. The transcript is spliced from 3 exons. Gene Ontology annotation, cellular component: endoplasmic reticulum membrane.
AAAGAACUCUUCCGUCUUCCUUUUCUCCUUCCCAUUGAACGAAAACACAAACCCCAGCAUCAACAACAGAAGGAUCGAGACACAGAUUCAAGUGGGCCAUCAUCAGCACCUUGUAAUUGGACGGUGUGGAUGGAUUGAGUAGAUCGAGGGAAUGGCGAAGCUGUACGUGCAGACGGUACCCCCACCGGAUCUGAACAAGAAUACGGAGUGGUUCAUGUACCCGGGCGUUUGGACGACAUACAUUCUCAUCCUCUUCUUCUCAUGGCUCAUCGUUCUCUCUGUCUUUGGCUGUACACCUGGCAUGGCCUGGACCAUCGUCCAUCUCUGCCAUUUCCUUGUAACUUACCACUUCUUCCAUUGGAAGAAGGGAACUCCAUUUGCCGAUGACCAGGGCAUCUAUAAUGCCUUGACUUGGUGGGAGCAAAUUGACAAUGGCAAGCAACUCACUCGAAAUAGAAAGUUUUUGACUGUCGUACCAUUGGUGUUGUACUUGAUAGCCUCACACACAACAGACUACCAACAUCCAAUGCUGCUCCUCAACACCCUUGCUGUGAUUGUACUGGUGGUCGCCAAGUUCCCCAACAUGCACAAGGUCCGUAUUUUCGGAAUCAAUGCAGACCAAUGAGUGUUUGGUAUUAAGGAAAGACGGUUAGUUUCCUCUGUAAAAGCCCUUUGAUCCUCUUACUCGAUGGUUGUCUAUGUACAGAAGCUGGAAUGGAAGGGUAUUGUUUUUCGUUUUAUGAAUGAGAAUUUUAUGCUGAUUGCUUUACUAUUUCUGUUUGAUACAAAAAUAAUAAGUGUAUUCCAUUUGUGUAGCUCAUAAGAUCUGAUCCACUCCUUUUGAAGGGCUUACCAUAUUGUUAUUGUUUGGAACA